Molecule: messenger RNA, 410 nt
Organism: Adineta steineri
Lineage: Eukaryota; Metazoa; Rotifera; Eurotatoria; Adinetida; Adinetidae
Source: the annotation of a GenBank genome assembly
AUGCCGUUGCGACCCCUUACAUUUGAACGACAAAUAUCAUCAUUAACACAACAACAAAUUGUUGAUGUUGAUGUACAUAUUGCUCACCGACCACCAGAUCUUAUUCCAUCAUAUCACAAACAAUUACAAUCAUCAAUAUCACUUCCUCCACAUUCAAAAUCAACUAAUAUUUUAACAGCAAAAGGCGGCAAAGAGUUCUUUAAUAAUAAUAGUCCAUCACGUGCAAUUUUUGAUCAACAACAUAGUGAAUUUAGCACAGGUCCACCACCCACAUUUCGUACACAACAAAAUACUCAAUUUUCACAAGGUCCACCACAUUCAUUUCCUGCACAAGAAGAAGGUCAAAUCGAGCGUCAAAUAGUAGUACUACGUAAAAGAAUUAGAUUAGCAAUUAAAACUAUGGUCGCUAU